AUGACACGACAAGGGGCCUUUGUAAAAGAUGUCUUAAAGGAAGCCAACCAAAACAAACGUCAACAAAAGCUUCGCUAUGCCAAUGCAGAUCAAAUUAAUGCUGUGAGUGAAUUAUUUAUGAACACCUUGCGUGGGGCGAUUCGUCCUGGCAGAAAAACCGUGCCCAAAUUAAAACCCUACAGCAAACAGCUUCGCCUGAUUGCAAGUCCCCGUCAGAGUGUAAAAAGAAGACGUAACCUCAUGAUUCAUCAAUUAGGAACAGGUGUUUGGAGUGAAUUAAACCGUUGUUAUCAUUGUGCUAAGACCCGCUACCGCUGUUAAGAUGAAACAAUUCCUGUUCCAACGACUGCUAUGUGUGCUAGAAGGUUUGAUGACGUUGGUCACCCUGUUGAGAAACCUUCACCAACGCAUGAAAGAAAAAUAUCCCAAGAGGGGGGGUCCAAAAACGUAUAAGUAUGCCCCUGGGACUUUAAUGUUCAUUCAUUGCUGGCCAUGGACGGUAUUAGCAGCACGCCUGUGGAAAACUCUGUUCAAUUUUUACGGCUUAGGGAUAAAUAUAAAUCAGACCUCUUAGAUGAUAGUCAUCUGACUAAAGCAGUGGGUUUAGCGGCCCAACAAGAACUGUUGCUAGAAAGUCCGGCCCCCGAUACCUGGAAAGAACCCCGUUUGAAAUCCGUGAAUGGACAGUUACGACAAUGGACCAAGAAAAUUCGUCAGCCUGGGGGUAUACGCUCUAUAGGGCGUGAUGAUUUAGACGAGGAUGACGAUGAAAAUAAUUUA
This is a messenger RNA of Porites evermanni, 780 nucleotides long. The record is from the annotation of a GenBank genome assembly. Lineage: Eukaryota; Metazoa; Cnidaria; Anthozoa; Scleractinia; Poritidae.